Molecule: messenger RNA, 4048 nt
Organism: Polyodon spathula (Mississippi paddlefish)
Lineage: Eukaryota; Metazoa; Chordata; Actinopteri; Acipenseriformes; Polyodontidae
Product: NTPase KAP family P-loop domain-containing protein 1-like
Exons: 5
Coding region: 196-2403 (735 amino acids)
Source: RefSeq, a predicted model, not a curated record
GAGGUGCAGCUUGAGUUUCAGUGAUAGCGUUUUACACAGUCUGCCUGCCCAGCUACACCUGUGUGUCAACCAGAAUAGGUUUAACCUCUACUGAUCGUUUGUUACUUGUUUUAAUGAAGGUGGGAAUUUGGAGGUGUUGGGAAAUUGACAAAGCCUAACGUGGUGUAUUGAAUUUGUAGGAUCACUCUUGUCAAAAUGGCCACAAAAGACACAGAAGAUGACAUCUAUGCCUAUGGUCUGUCUGUGGCUCUCACUAAAGUUGCUGCUCCUUCUACUGUUGGACUUUACUCUUCUUGCCCAAGACGCAUUAAAGGACUUCUGAGGAAGCUUGAAACAAAUAUGAAAAGGGAAUCAGAACGAAGAGAAAAGAAGUACCCACCUGCACAAAAGAAGGGUUCUCUUUGGAAUUUUGUGUCCAUGUUAGUCCGUAUGAUUUUCUACUGGCCGAAGUGGUCGGACAAGCACAAGGAGAGAAAAAAUGUCCAAUACAUAUUUAUACGGUUCAAUGCCUGGCACUUCACAGGCACGGACAAGUUAUGGGCGGGCCUGGUCAUAACCCUCUGCCAAUCGUUUCAAACUACGUUUGGCAGUUUUCUCGUCAGCCUUUUCAGAACUGCUCAAAAAAUAGAUGAGUCUGUCAGGAAAACAAUAAAGGAAAGCCGUGAGACGGAGUGGAUAGCCAAAAAAAUUUGCUGCUUUCCCCUUUGGCUUCUUACACUUGUUUCAGCUCCACUUGUCAUUGGGUUAAUUGCUGCUGUCAUAAUUGUUGGUUUCCCAAUUGGCGACAGUUCUGGUGAUGGUAUAACAGCGUUUGAAAGCAUGGCUAUUGCAACGCUUGGGCUACCAGCUGCUGGUGCAGUGAGGUUCACCUUUCUGUUGAGUAAAAAUCUGAUGUUCAGUCAAGAUUUCAGUAUCCAGAGGCUGAUGGACAAACCUAAAAUGAGCGCUCAGUUGGGCUUUAUGAAUGAAGUGCAGAAAGAGGUGGAAGUUCUCACCAACUUUAUCCACUUCAUGGAAGUCUACAACAGAAGGAAUAUCCGUGUCGUCUUGGAAAUUACCAACUUGGAUCGGUGCACUCCUGAGAAAAUUGUCGGCGUCUUGGAGGCUAUAAACCUCUUGCUUUCUGGGGAAAAUGUCCCGUUCAUUUCCAUACUAGCGAUUGAUCCCAGGGUGAUCGUGAAGAGCGUGGAGAGCUCCAAGAGUUUUGAAGGCAUGGAUAAAAACGGUUAUCUGUUUCUGAACCGCAUCGUGACCCUGCCCUUUACUGUCCCCGAAAUGGAAAUUAGUUCAAAGCGUAGUGUUUUUAGAAAACUUGUAGAAUGUCAGUCAGAAUUUUCUGAAGAUGAUCAAUUAGAAGAGAGCCAGGAGAACUCAAAUAAAGCAGAGAGAUCACAGGUGUUUGAAGAAUAUUUUAUGGAAAGCGGAAUCUCAUGUGAAUCUCAGAUUCCUUUGAUAAGCAGUAUCACAGACAGACGAAAACAAAACGUUACCAUUCAGAAAACAGUUAAGGAUUUGAUUAAAGAGUCACUGAGAGUCAUCAGUGAUGAAGGGACCGAGGGAAACUUUAAUGAUUACCUCAUGGAGAACAGCAUUCAUAUGAGAAGAAUCAUCAAUUCAGUAAGAGUCUCAGUUAUAAUCAUGGCUGCCAGAAAGAAGGAAUUACCACAGGCGAAGGAAGUUGCGGCUUGGAUAGUCCUGGCUAAUCAGUGGCCAUGUCGUCUCAGCUGGAUCUUACAGUGCAUUGAAGAUGACGAACAAAGAGCUGAGAUAGAUAAAGACGUGACUGGGGAAGACAGCAUUGAUGAGACCAAGUGUCUGUGGGAUGUCUUCUGCGAAUCGAGGAUCGAGCUUCACCUGAUAAAGGACCAAAUUAAAAACCUCCUGGAAAUGGAUGGGGAUCCGGAACUGUUUGAAAUGUUUCUCAAGAAAGAUUUUUUGUUUACCAUAAAGAAGGCCAAUUAUUUGAAAGCAUUCACUGUCAACCUCGAUCUGUCCAUCAAGAAGGAUCUGGAAAUAAUCUGCGGAAGCAAAAGUCUAAAAGAUACCAUUAAAUCAGAGGUGCCCACCCCACUGAAAACUGGAUUGGUUUUAAAAAUGAACGAAGACGAUGUGUGCAACGAGAUGAAAAAGCUAAAAUUCUGUGAGACAAAUGCUGACAAGUAUAUGAAAAGAAUAAAGGAGAACCAUCUUGAUGGCCGAGCGUUGCUUUUUGGCCACAACAGUGAGAUCAAAAAUGUCCUUCAGAUGUCCAUGGGAGAAUGGACUGACUUUAGCAUUCAUUUCUUAGGAAUAAAACCAGCAGCUGUAUGCCCUGCUAGAGAUAGAUCUCCAUACCUGAUGUCAGUCCAACCCUCUUCUAUAUCAAUGGAAAAUCUCUCUGUGGGAGAAAGCACAAGGGCUUAAUAGCCCUUCUCAAAUCCAUUUCCCAAUUCAAGAUUACAGCCAUAAAAACAAAGAGCCAGGAACCUCUCGUGGCUAUUUUUUUUUAUUUUUCACAGCUAAUUUCAUGAUAAUUAAUUGUUCAUGAUUUCAAAACGCUCAAUCAGAAUUCCAAAGCAAAACUAUAAAAUCUCUUAAGUAAACUAUAGUUUCUCAUAGUUUUACCUUUACUGGAAAAAAAAAAAAAAAACAUACUGGAGUAACAACCCCUGCUGUUUUUGUUGUGUUUCCCCAUUAUGUGAAAUCUUAAAGACUGUGAUAACCACAAAUUUGUUAUCUGUUAUUGCUAACUAAAGCCAUAUUAGCACUAGUGUCCUCAAAGGGCUGCUUAAUAAUGAACAGUCUCCUAAUAUUUGAUUUCAUUUGAAUAUUUGAUUUGAAUUCUGUUAAUUGAUAUCUCAUUGUGGGAUGGGGAAGUGGUGUAUGCAUGGAUGUUUGUUUGUGGAUAUGCAGAUGAAUUGUCUUUGCAUAAUAAUUCUUGAAAGUAUGGCAUAUUAGCUUCAAUCAAAAAUCACAAGGGUACUGAAAACUGUCUGAAAGCUGUCUUUAAAUACCAAGGUUGCUAUUUAAUAGCUUAGAUACCUUAAUUGAUGCAACAUGUCCUUAAAAUGCUUUAGGCAUUCUAAAUUGUCCUUCAUUAUUUAUUUGUAUUUAUUUUAUUCAAUACAGGCUAUUUUUGCCAUGUGAAUGAACUACUGAAUGAAAAGUAUGCGUAUCAUAUCUGAUGGAACACUGCGUUGAUCGCAUAAAAACAGAGUGGUGUUUGAGAACAUGCUGGUGUUUGACCUUUACCAGCUUGCAAAUAAAAUCAGCGAAUAAACCAUUUUUAUUUCUAUUUUAUAAAUUCUAACUACAUUUUAUGUAUGUUGGUUAAUUAAGUAUCUCUACUGUGUAUUUAGUAGUGGUUACUUAGUAAAUAAAUGUGUACUUUUUGUAUCUGUAAAGCACUUUGAGGCGAUUUAUCACAAAAGGCACUAUGUAAAAAAUAAAGAUUGAUUGACUGUUUGAUUGAUAUAGCAAUGUCUCAAACUCACAAGAACACAGUGAGCCCCAAUCAUAAUGAAGUAAUAUGCACAUCUCUCUUGACAAGGCCUGUCUGUAAAAACCUGUCUAGCCAGGCACAGGUACAAAAUAGGUGCAACUACAGGUAGCACAUGAUACCAAAACAGUUCUGUCUAGAGUGAGUUUCAGUGUAGACUCAAAGAUGGUACCACUCCUGAGAUUGGUAUACAUUUCUUACAAUCACUGUUUAGAUUGUAUCUCUUUCAAGUCUAAAAGUAAUAAACAUGAGGUACAGCCUAGUCUAAAGUAAAAAUAAUUUUAAAACAAGUAUCACUGGUUUAAAUAUAAUUAUGUAUAAACAUAUUCCAUUCAAGUGUUUACAAUUAAGGAUACAUUCAAAACUAAAGCAGAAAUGAUUGUUUUCUUUACUGAUUUGUAACGCAUACAUUUGUUCAUAUAAAAUGACAUUUUUACAAACUAUACAAAUAUGAAUUUUCUAUUAGUUGUGUAAAAACGUUCAUUAACUCGACUGAGACCUGCUGAAUAAUGUUACAUUAACAGACUGAAUUACAUACCGCUUUGUAGUUUUCUAUACACUUAAUGAAAA